GGAAAUUCAAGAAUUACAGAUACAACUACAAACAUAUAUGUAUGUGAUCCAAGGAAAUUUGCAAAUUUUAUGUACAUAAUUUUCGUUAAAAUUUUUCAGCUUGUUGGAGGUAUUGCACUAACUGUUGGUGUAUGGCUAAGAACUGAUUCUCGUUUCAGAGAUUUCUUAUCUGAGCGAUAUCGAAACGUUGUGGAGGAAGCUUUCUGGCAGGCACCAACACUAUAUAUAUUUUCAUAUGUGCUAAUCAUACUUGGUGGUUCAAUUACUGUUAUUAGUAUGUUAGGUUGUUGUGGUUUAGUAACUCAGUCGACUCUUCUUUUAGUAAUUUAUUCGAUUAUUAUUGCUGCAGUUAUGAUCGCUACACUGUUUGCUGGCAUUUAUCUUCUUUUCAAAAAGGAUGGGAUUGAUGUCGAAAUUUCUGAUGCACUUAAUUAUAUGGUCCAGCAUUAUUAUCAAGGACCUGGAAUAAUUCAAGAAAGUCUCGAUCGCUUGCAGCAAACUUUUCGUUGUUGUGGAAACGCCGGAUGUGGUGAUUUUGAAGUCUUUCGUCAAGAUCCUCCUCGAUCAUGUGAUAUUCGCUGUGAUGGUUGUCAUUAUCGAAUCAUGACUGCCCUAAGAAUAGGAUUUUCAGUUGCUGCUGUUAUUUUCUUCGUGGUUAUCAUUGCUCAAUCACGAUCGUAUUAUCUCUGGUUACAGAAGAAAAUUAUUCACGGGAAAAAAUGGCUGGUUAUGAAAUGA
Dracunculus medinensis (Guinea worm) is the source of this 738-nucleotide messenger RNA. The record is from the annotation of a GenBank genome assembly. Lineage: Eukaryota; Metazoa; Nematoda; Chromadorea; Rhabditida; Dracunculidae.